Messenger RNA from Rubroshorea leprosula, 1645 nucleotides. Lineage: Eukaryota; Viridiplantae; Streptophyta; Magnoliopsida; Malvales; Dipterocarpaceae. The record is from the annotation of a GenBank genome assembly.
AAGGUGGUAUCAGAGCCAGCUCGAAGACUAUAUCAGAGCCUGCUUCGAAGCUGCAUCAAGCAUGGUUCGAAGUUGCACCAGAGCGCGGUUCGAAGCCUGUUACAGACGCGGUUUGAGCCUGGUGAGAGACGUGGUUCGAGCCUGGUGGGAGCUAAGUUACGAGCGGGAAAUCGUGACCAUGGCAAGCAAAGGUGUGGAGGCAAGCGACGUUCUGGAGGAGGAACGAGGUGGACGGGAGACGCGUGGGGACGCGUGGGGACGCGAGACGGAAGAAAAGGAGCAGCAUGUCACUUUGGACUCCGAGGAGGAUGGGGGUGGCACGAUCGAGCCACUUGAAGGUAAGCUUGAAGGUGCCUUCAAUUCUUUCAUGGCUAACAUGGGCAGGGCUGUGGAAGAGCUUAAAGGGUGCUUUGCACGCAACGGUGGGCGAGACAAGUCACGCAGAACCUCUAGUCCAUGCGGGGGCAUGGAAGCCACAAGGGAUGGCAGCGGUGAGUGGCCCAAGAGGAAGCAGGGGUGCUUCUUGUGUGGAGGGCCACACUGGACGAGGGAAUGUCCACGGCAGGACGCGCUCAAUGCCAUCAUCAGGGCUGGUGAGGACUUCAGCAAUAGAGGGGAGGUCAACCACAUGGGGAAGUCCGAGCCUGUGGAGGCAGAGGACGUGGCGUCGAUCUCACACAACUUGCGGCAGAGGCAAGGGAGCAAUGCCGCCAAGCGUGAGGAGUUCGGCCACACGGGAGAACCCAAGCUUGAAGAGUCCAGGGACGUGGCACAGGACGCGGGCGACUCAAGGCAACAGCAUGACGUGGAUGCAACAGAGACUUGCGGCAACUUGCGGGAGGGAUCGAGGCACUCGAUGCGAGGCGCCUUGAUGAGGGCGUCAAGGGCUUUGGUGGGGGAGAGUGUCAUGGCACGCGAGUUCGAGGGCCGAACGUCGCGGAGUGCGAGCGUGGACAUGAGGGCAGGCGCGAGCACGAGCACGAGCACGGGCGCAAGCGGAAGCGCGAUCGGAAGCGUGGACUGGGCAUGCGAGAUGCGGGUGUUGGUGUUGCGACACGGGGUUGCGAUUACGACACUUACGCAUAUGAGGGUUGAAGUGCAGAGCUGGAUCGUGCAAGACGCAGCGGGCCUUGCCAGCGGAGGCGUCAAUAUCGGGGCCGUGGCGGGCACGCACGGGCAAGCUGGGUCGAGGCGUUGGCACGCAUGGGUGCAGUAUGGCUCGAGGCACAUAGGCGCGCGAGCACGAGCACAGACGCGAGCACGAGUGCGACAUGGAAUGCCCAAGAGGCGGGCUCGACAUGAGUUGGCAGCGUCCAUGCCAAGGUCGUGGCAUGAGGUCACGGUUGAGACAUGUUGGAGCAUGCAGGAGCGGCCCAAAAAAUUCUAGAAGUUGCUGGGUGCGCAGAGAUGGUUCCAGACAGGGGUCUAGAUGGGCUUAAUGGGCCAAGCCCAACCUGGAAAACUCCUAGGGUCUUGUACAUAAUUCUAGAAUAGAAAGUUCUAGAAUAAUGUAAGCUUAGGCUAUGAGGGAGAGUGGAGAAGCUUUUGGAAAUUGUUAAUAUGAGGGAAAUUUGUGGAGUGUUCUAGAGACCUCAUCUGUAGAGGGACUUGGGCCAGACCUCUUCUAUAAAUAGGGAGGGCUAAU